AUGGCUUCUUACCCGCCUGCACAGUGCUGCACAAUUGGCUUCAGACAUGAAGGAACGCCACAAGGAAAGGAUAUUCGGAUUGCUGGCGACAAGUAUGCAGCCUAUCUAGCGACACCAACGCCAGACAAGGCCAAGGAGUCGACAGCUGUUCUCUUUCUGCCUGACAUCAUGGGCGUUUGGCAAAACAGUCGACUUCUGGCCGACGAGUUCGCUGCGAACGGCUACUUGACGCUGCUGCUUGACACGUUCAAUGGCGAUCCCAUCCCUGUUAGAUCAGUGGACGCCGGCGACGUGAACAUUGCAGCAUGGCUUGCUGGUGGCUCCACUGGAGACAAUCCUCACAACGAGCCAGCGGUCGACCCCAUUGUCAAGGACGCCAUCAAGGUGUUAAAGGAGGAGUAUGGGGUGAAGAAGCUUGGCGCUGUCGGGUAUUGCUUUGGCGCCAAGUACCUCGUUCGACACUUCAAUGAGGGUAUUGAUGCUGCUUACAUCGCACACCCUAGUUUCGUCAACGCCGAUGAGCUCGCCGCCAUCAAGGGCCCCAUCUCCAUUGCAGCAGCCGAGACGGAUCAUAUUUUCCCACCCGAGAAGCGACACGAGACCGAGGAUAUCCUGCUACGUAACAAAAAGACUUAUCAGCUGACGCUCUACUCCAGGGUGGUGCAUGGCUUUGCUGUAAGAAGCGACUUGACCAAGCGUGAGCAGAAGUGGGCAAAGGAACAGGCUUUUUACCAGGCCAUCAUUUGGUUUAACGAGUAUUUGGAGUAG
Clonostachys rhizophaga is the source of this 768-nucleotide messenger RNA. The record is from the annotation of a GenBank genome assembly. Lineage: Eukaryota; Fungi; Ascomycota; Sordariomycetes; Hypocreales; Bionectriaceae.